Messenger RNA from Closterium sp. NIES-65, 303 nucleotides. The record is from the annotation of a GenBank genome assembly. Lineage: Eukaryota; Viridiplantae; Streptophyta; Zygnematophyceae; Desmidiales; Closteriaceae.
AUGGGCGUCAGCUUGUCUAGAUCCCCUCCCCCUUAUCCUCAAAACAACCCCUCACCACACCCCCUCUCUUCACCCCCUCCCCCCCUCCCUGGCUCAAUUCACCCCACCAGCUUCUACACGGUGUUGUUCGGCGUCUCUCGAGCCAUGGGCGUGCUCUCUCAGCUGGUGUGGGACCGGGCCUUGGGAUUGCCGUUGGAGCGCCCCAAGAGCAUCACCAUGGACUGGAUUCAGCAACAUGCAGCAGACACGGGCUUUAAGGGCGAAGCUCACACGCACACACAUGCCGCCAAGACGGCAGCAUGA